This is a messenger RNA of Didymodactylos carnosus, 819 nucleotides long. The record is from the annotation of a GenBank genome assembly. Lineage: Eukaryota; Metazoa; Rotifera; Eurotatoria; Philodinida; Philodinidae.
AUGCCCAAACCGACAGAGAUUCAAAUACAACAAAUACAAUUACUCGGUCGAGAUCUCAGAGGUCCAUAUCACGAAAAACUGUGGAAUCAGUUAGAAGCUGAAAUUCAUCUACAUCGUCAUAAAACAGUUAUACGUGCUUGCAGAGAAAGACAAGUGGCAAAAAAAAAUUUAUUUAUGCCUCCUGGGCACGACUUUCAAACUCUAAAAAAACGUCAAGGAGUUGGUGAAUUACGUAUAGUGAAUUUAACAAAAGAUCCAAAAGAAGCUUUAGGAAUUUCUAUCACUGGUGGUAAAGAGCAUGGUCUACCUAUUUUAAUUUCAGAAAUUCAUCAAGGAGGAGCAGUAGAUCGGUGCGGGCAGUUAUAUGUGGGUGAUUCCAUAUUAGCUGUGAAUAGUAUUAACCUGAGAGAUGUAAAACAUACGGAAGCUGUGCAAAUUUUAUCAAGCAUUAAAAGUGAUAUAACAAUGAAUGUGGUUUUUGUUGCACCCGAUAACGAUAGUGAUACUGAAGAAUUGACUAAUUUAACCGAGAAUAAUUUAAAAUAUAAAUUUAUUUCGAAUAAAACCGAUCAUAGUUACGAAACAUCUCAUCCACGCUGUAAACAACAAUCAACAUCAAGUGAUCACAACAACAGUCAUAGUGAGAAUUCGAAUCGAACAAUUGUUAAUGGCUCUAAUGAUAGUUCAAAGCUAAAAGCAACAUUGGAACAAUCAUCGAACGCCAGUGAAUCAAACACCAAAACUGGAGUAUCUGUGAUUGAUCGAUAUCUUAAGUCGACUAGACAAUAUUUACCAUUAAAACGAACGGAUUCUACUUAA